This is a messenger RNA of Saccharomyces kudriavzevii IFO 1802, 960 nucleotides long. It is a transcript of the gene MRH1, whose product is annotated as Mrh1p. The record is from RefSeq and is a predicted model, not a curated record. Gene Ontology annotation, cellular component: endoplasmic reticulum; plasma membrane. The coding region runs from base 1 to 960 and encodes 319 amino acids. Lineage: Eukaryota; Fungi; Ascomycota; Saccharomycetes; Saccharomycetales; Saccharomycetaceae. The transcript has a single exon.
AUGUCUACCUUUGAAACUUUAAUUAAAAGAGGUGGUAACGAAGCCAUCAAGCUCAACCCUCCAACCGGUGCGGAUUUCCAUAUCACUAGUCGUGGUUCCGAUUGGUUCUGGACAUGUUUCUGUUGUUAUUUAUUAUUCGGUUUGAUUUUAACUUUGUUAAUGUUCAGAAAACCAGUUAAUGACAGAUUUUUCUACCUCACCGGUAUUGCUCCAAACUUUUUUAUGUGUAUUGCCUACUUCACCAUGGCUUCCAACUUGGGUUGGAUUCCAGUUAGGGCUAAGUACAAUCAUGUCCAAACUUCCACUCAAAAGGAACAUCCAGGUUACAGACAAAUCUUCUACUCUAGAUAUGUCGGUUGGUUCUUAGCUUUGCCAUGGCCUAUUAUUCAAAUCUGUAUGCUUGCUGGUACACCAUUUUGGCAACUGGCCUUCAAUGUCUGUAUUACUGAGUUUUUUACUGUCUGUUGGUUGAUUGCUGCUUGUGUUCACUCCACUUACAAAUGGGGUUACUACACUAUCGGUCUUGGUGCUGCUAUUGUCGUUAGCAUCAGUGUUAUGACUACCAGUUACAACUUGGUGAAGCAAAAGGCUAACGAUAUCAGAUUGACCUUCCUAAUUUUCUUCUGCAUCAUCAUGUUCUUGUGGAUUAUUGCCUACCCAACCUGUUUCGGUAUCACUGACGGUGGUAACGUUUUGCAACCAGAUUCUGCCGGUAUCUUCUAUGGUAUCAUCGAUCUUAUUCUAAUGUGUUUCAUUCCAACCCUAUUGGUUCCAAUUAUCAAUCAUUUCGGUGCUGAGAAGUUGGGUUACCACUUCGGUCCUAGUGAUGCUGAAGCAGUCAUGGCUCCAAGAUCUGUAGUUGCCAGUCCAAAACCUGCUCCUACCCCAAAGUUGGGUAAAGACAAGAAGAAGUCUAAGAAGAGUAAGAAGUCCAAGAAAUCCAAGAAGUCUGACGAAUAG